AUGAGUUGUUAUAAUUGUGGUAAACCAGGUCAUAUGCUCAGAGAUUGUCGCGAGGUAAAAUGUUUUGGUUGUAGGAAGUUUGGACAUAUACCUCCUUAUUGUCCAGGUAAGCAAGAGAGAUUAAGAUGUGCGGGUUGUGGUCGAUUUGGGCAUAAUAAAGAGGAGUGCAAUACGAGCAAUUACAACAAUAAAAGCGGUUUUCCCCAGAGAGAAAUGGGUCCGAGUACUUCGAAUGUGAGGACGAUUGAGCGGGAGAAAGUUGAAGGAGUUCGGGCAGUAAAUAUCAAGAAAGGAAAGGAGAAAAAUAUGGGAUGUUUUGGAUACCGAAAGGAGGGACAUGUGGCGAUGGACUGUAAAAAUUUGUGA
Messenger RNA from Gordionus sp. m RMFG-2023, 366 nucleotides. RefSeq lists its product as uncharacterized. Lineage: Eukaryota; Metazoa; Nematomorpha; Gordioida; Chordodea; Parachordodidae. The record is from RefSeq and is a predicted model, not a curated record. Bases 1 to 366 code for a protein of 121 amino acids. Gene Ontology annotation, molecular function: nucleic acid binding; zinc ion binding. The transcript has a single exon.